CCGCCCUUUCUGCAUUUUUCCACUAUUCAAUUUGCUUGAUCAAAUCACCCGUCCUAUUUCAUUCCGACUGUCCCUCCUCUCGCUUUGCACCCCUUCUACGGGUGCGCACCCCCCACACGAUGUUCCCACGAAACCCCCCCACCCAUGCUCCGGCUUCAUCCACUGAGAGAACAUCUCUUCUGUCCAAUUCUUCAGAAACUCCCCCCGUUAACUAUGCCGAAGACCCAUCACGGCCUUCUAACGCCGUUGCCACUGAGCACUCUGGAACGCCAAGACUAAUUAGGCUCGACCUAAUAGUUCUAGUAUUUCUUUGCGUUAGCGCAAUCAGCGUUCUGUUGCUGGGAUUUUUUGCUCCUGCAGCGGCUGCUCAGUAUGCCAAAGAAGCCGUUGUCCUGGAUAUCACUCAUCUAUCCGUCGACUCCUUUACCGAUAAUGGAGUGAAGGUUCGCGUGCAAGCGUCCGUUCAGAUGGAUGCUAGUCGUGUCAAAGGCCAAGCUGUACGGAGCUUAGGCCGCACAGGGACUUGGAUUGUCAACCAGAUAUCGAUAGACGCGACCAACGUUGAGGUUUAUUUACCUGACUAUGAUGGCGGUCUCCUCGUCACCGCAAGUACCCCACCAAUUGUACUCCCCGUUAGGAAUGGCCAAACUACAAAGUUGGACUUCGUGUCCGAUGUCAAACUCGGAUCCCGGGACACUGUUCGUAGCCUAGCCAACGAUUAUCUUGUUGGGGGGUUGGGGAAGAUCAGGGUGCUCGGUGUGGCAGAUUUAGGGUUGAAGUCCGGCCUGCUUCACUUGCGGACCAUGAAAAUAUCCGAAGAGAUGGCCUUUGAAGGUUCCAGAUACAAACUGACAUAUGGUCAAUCAGAAUUGCCCUCUCUGCCUGAGUUCCAGGUUAACCGGAUGGAUGUUGGGGAAAUAACUCUUCCAGGACACAAAGCGCUCAGUGUCAACGUCUCUACCGUUCUGCAAAAUCCAUAUCCACUCGAAUUCGAUGUACCACCCCUAUCUUUUGUCAUUCUUUUGUCUGGGUGCAAGGCAGAUGAUUUAGUAAAUUUAGCCACUGCUGAGACUUCACACCUCUCAGUUGAGUCUAAAACCGACGUCGGUGUGGAUGUGCUUGGAAUCGUUCGGAAUAUUCCUGAGGAACUCGUAACAGUGUGCCCAGGUUCCCACACAUCUCCGAUCGACAUAUUCUUAGGCACCUAUCUACACGGAAAAGACACUACUGUAUACAUUCAAGGAUCGCAAUCUCCAACCUCUAAUGCGCCUAGCUGGCUGCUAGAAUUUCUUCAAACCAUCACUCUCCCAGCCCCCUUUCCCGGGCACAGUUUCGAUAGCGUCGUGAAAUCAUUCAGCUUGUCCGGUGUUAAAUUUCAGCUUCCCUCUCCGAAUGCCCCUAAAGGGACUCCAGAGGCAUCACUACGACUGAGUGCUGAUGUACUUGCCACAGUUCGCCUGCCUCAAAAAAUGACCUUUCCAUUAGAUGUCAGUCGCUUAAAGGCAACGGCAGACGCAACUUAUGAAGGCCACAGAUUCGGAACUCUGCAUUUUCCAAAGUGGAUCCCGGCGAGUUCAGCAACCUCAAAUGAUUCCAAGUACCUUUACGUUCAGGCCGAGGUUCGCGACUCAUUAGUGGACAUCGAGGAUUACCAUAUUUUUGAUAAAAUCGUUCGGAAGCUUCUAUCGGGUGACGGAAAAUCGAUAUUUCUCGGCAUUAAUGGAUCAACAGAUGUAGGAAUUGGAACCAUCAUUGGGCAAUUUGUUGUUAGGAAUAUCCCUGCCUCGGGAGAGAUAAAAAUUGAUGGACUUCCGACCACUCAGAUGCCGUUACCAAAAGUCAACGAAGUACUCAUUGUCGAUACAACAACGCAGUCCGCCACGCUUGGAAUCGGUCUAAGUCUCGAAAAUCCAACUCCUUGGGAGAUCAUUGUUCCUCACAUGAGCGUUCACAUCAUGUACGAUGGCUUUGUAUUAGGAAAUGCGAGUAUAGUCAAUGGACAUUUGAUGGCAGGAAUAAACUCCCUCUCUAUCGGAGCAACGUGGGAUCCACAAGCUCACGGGGGCCACAUGGCUGAGGAGGCGGGUAAACGUCUCGCUGGCAAAUACGUAUCUGGCUAUAACACCACAAUCACUUUACACCCACAUACCAACAGCAUACCCUCCAUGCCAUUACUAUCCAAACUUCUCUCAAACUUCAACGUGACCAUGCCGACCCCACGUCUCCCAGUGCCUAGAAACGGCGGGGCAUCCGAUUCCCCUCCAACCUUUAUUGACUCCGCGAAUAUUCAUUUGAUAUCUUCCACAGCCGAUUUCCUCGUCAACAAUCCGCUCCGCAAAGACGAGGUUACGGUAGAAGCAAUCAAUGGUACGGCAAAAUAUCGGUGUAACGAAUUAGGGGAAAUUGAGUCCUCGAAACCGUUCGCUAUCAAGCCGGCAGUGGAAGGAAGAACAAUCACACCUAGGAUUCCUGUGCGCUGGAAGAUUGGGGGUGUGGGGUAUGAAGCAAUGAGGAAAGCGUUGGGCGGGAGACUGGCUGUUCACGCUGAGGCAUUAUGCUUGGUCCGCGUUGGCAAGCUGCAGAUGGAGAUAUUUUACAAUUCGACUAAUCCCAUAGGAGCAAACAUUCAUUUGAGAUGA
Messenger RNA from Tuber melanosporum (Perigord truffle), 2639 nucleotides. RefSeq lists its product as uncharacterized. Gene Ontology annotation, cellular component: fungal-type vacuole membrane. The record is from RefSeq and is a predicted model, not a curated record. The transcript is spliced from 4 exons. Lineage: Eukaryota; Fungi; Ascomycota; Pezizomycetes; Pezizales; Tuberaceae. The coding region runs from base 120 to 2639 and encodes 839 amino acids.